UCUCUCGGGGCCGGCUCGGGAGUCUAGCCACCGCGGGAGCCGCCGCCGCCGCCACUAGCCAGGCAUGGCCAUGGCGUCCCCGGCCAUCGGGCAGCGCCCCUACCCGCUACUCUUGGACCCCGAACCGCCGCGUUAUCUGCAGAGCCUGAGCGGCCCGGAAUCGCCGCCGCUGCCGCCGCCCCCCAGCCGCUCCUCGCGCCGCUGCGUCCCCGCUCCCCUCUCCACCGCGCCCGGGGCGCACGAGGGGCGCGGCGUCCGGAGGGCUGCCCGGGGGGACCCCGAUCCUCAACCCCGGGCCUCCAGACCCGCUCGCCCUCUCCGGCCUGGUCUGCAGCAGAGACUGCGGAGGCGGCCUGGGGCGCCCCGGCCCCGCGACGUGCGGAGCAUCUUCGAACAGCCGCAGGAUCCCCGCGUCCCGGCGGAGCGAGGCGAGGGGCACAGCUUCGCCGAAUUGGCGCUGCGGGGCGGCCCCGGUUGGUGUGACCUAUGCGGAGGAGAGGUGCUGCGGCAGGCGCUGCGCUGCGCCAACUGUAAAUUCACCUGUCACCCGGAGUGCCGCAGCCUGAUCCAACUGGACUGCAGUGAGCAGCAGGGCCCAGCCCGGAACAGACCCUCUCCAGAAAGCACCCUCGCCCCAACCUUUGGCCAGAAUGUCUGUAAGUCGGUGGAAGAGACGCGCCGCCCACCCACGCUGCAGGAGAUCAAGCAGAAGAUCGACAGCUACAACAGCAGGGAGAAGAACUGCCUGGGCAUGAAGCUGAGCGAAGAUGGCACCUACACGGGUUUCAUCAAAGUGCAUUUGAAACUUCUGCGGUCCAUGGCAGUGCCUGCUGGGAUCAGGCCCCAGUCCAUCGAGGAUGCCAUCAAGGAAGUGAACCUGGCAGCCACCACAGACAAGCGGACAUCUUUCUAUCUGCCAUUGGAUGCCAUCAAACAGCUUCACAUCAGUAGCACCACCACAGUCAGUGAGGUCAUCCAGGGGCUGCUCAAGAAGUUUAUGGUUGUGGACAAUCCCCAGAAGUUUGCACUUUUUAAGCGGAUACACAAGGAUGGUCAAGUGCUCUUCCAGAAACUCUCUGUUGCUGACUGCCCUCUCUACUUGCGUCUCCUUGCUGGGCCCGACACAGAUGUCCUCAGCUUUGUGCUAAAGGAGAAUGAAACUGGAGAGGUGGAGUGGGACGCCUUCUCCAUCCCUGAGCUCCAGAACUUCCUAACAAUCUUGGAAAAGGAAGAACAGGACAAAAUCCAGCAAGUGCAGAAGAAGUAUGACAAGUUUAGACAGAAAUUGGAGGAGGCUUUAAGAGAAUCCCAGGGCAAACCUGGGUAACUGGUCUUGCUUCCUCUCCUCCCAAUGCCCACAGAUUUAUUUUUAUUAUUAAUUAUUAUUUUGCAACAGACACUUUUUCUCAGGACAUCUCUGGUGGGUUCAUCUGUACCCGCCUCAUGGUUCCAGAUGCGGCACAAAGUCUCUUCCAUGGACAAGUGUCUGUGUGGGGGUUGACUCCUGUCCACCCCCCAUGCUGUGCCCCUCAACAGACUCCACCAAGGAUCAGAACUCAUGAGAUGGACAACAUUGGCAUCUCUCAAGCUGCAGGCCUUUCACUGACCAAAUAGUUGCCUCUUUUGU
Messenger RNA from Urocitellus parryii (Arctic ground squirrel), 1627 nucleotides. It is a transcript of the gene Rassf5, whose product is annotated as Ras association domain family member 5. Gene Ontology annotation, cellular component: nucleus. Gene Ontology annotation, biological process: signal transduction. The record is from RefSeq and is a predicted model, not a curated record. Lineage: Eukaryota; Metazoa; Chordata; Mammalia; Rodentia; Sciuridae.